UGACUAUCUUUUUUCAUUUUUAUCUCCAGAUCACUUGCUGCUUCUCUCUUGGCAAGGCACAAGUUUCUGCUCGCAUUUGCUAUGGCGAAAAUAUUUUUGUCUGCACUUUCUGUUGAGUUUGUUCAUGGAUUUUUGGAUCCCUUUAGCGCUCUGAAUUUGAGUGAGGCACUGGAAAUCAAGGGACAGCUGGAGAGGCUGCGUGAAUCAUCAAUCCUGGUUCAGGCCAUGUUACAAGAUAUUGAGGAAAGACAACUGACAGAGGAGUCCUUGAAGCACUGCUUGGAUCUGAAAGAUAAAGUUUUUGAUGCUGAGGAUGUGAUAGACGAGUUUGUUUAUGAGGCCCUCCAGCGAAAGGUUGAGAUCCGAAGCCAACUGAGGAAGAAGGUACGCAGGUUCUUUUCGCUUUCCAACCCCAUUUUGUUCUUGUUGCAACUGAAACGGAAGCUUAUGCGGAACAAUAGAUCGCUGGAUAAACUGAAAAAUGAAGCCGCUGGAUUUGGGCUUCGAGUUGCAUCUUUUAGUACAAUUCUCGAAAAUAUUCCGAACCAAGAGACAGACUCCUUUUUUGACCACCCAGAACUUAUAAAAGGAAGGGAGGCCGAUGUCUCUAAAGUUAUCAACUUGCUGACCAGCUCAAGCAAUCAACAAGAUCUUUCUGUUAUUCCUAUAGUGGGCAUGGCAGGUAUAGGAAAGACAACGUUGGCAAAACUGGUGUUUGAUGCUGUUGACGACGGAGAAUUUUUCGAUGAAACAUUAUGGGUCUCUGUUUCUGAUGAUUUUGACCAUCAGAAUAUUUUGGGAAGUGUGCUGGUUGCUCUUUCGAGAAACAUGGGAAGAGUAGAGAACAUUGAUGUGAUGGUUGACCGUCUUCAGCAGGAGUUGGAAGGGAAGAAAUUUCUUCUUGUACUUGAUGAUGUGUUGAAUGAAAAUUAUGAGAAGUGGGACAGGUUACGGAAUUUUUUCUUGGGAAUUAGUGGAAUUAAUGGGAGUGCCAUCAUUGUUACAACUCAUAGUAGGAGGGUGGCAUCUAUAAUGGAGACAUCUCCCGGGUGCAGGUAUGAGUUGAAACCACUAUCUUGUGACGAAUCUUGGUCCAUUAUUAGUGAAGCGGUGUCUGGAAAUGGGGGAGGACCAAUAACUUCUGACUUGGAAGCUAUUGGGAAAGAGAUUGCAGUAAAAUGUGAAGGUCUUCCAUUAGCUGCAAGGGCUUUCGGGAGAAUGAUGCGCUUGAGAUUCGGGAUAGAAGAAUGGUCAUUGCUCAGAAAUCUUCAUGCUUGGGAUGCACUAGUUAAUCAAAUUUUACUUCCAAUAAAGCUAAAUUAUGAUUGCCUUCCGUUGACUGUUAGACGGUGUUUGGUAUAUUGUUCAAUUUUUCCCAAAGGUACUAAAAUAGGAAAGGAACAGUUGAUUGAACUUUGGAUGGCUGAAGGGUUUCUUGGGACAUCUAACGAAAGGAUGGAAGAUAGAGGUAAUCAAUGUUUUAGCUACUUAAUUGACAAUUAUUUUUUGGUAGAUGUGGAAAGAGAUGAGUUGGAGAAUAUUAGAAGUUGCAAGAUGAAUAAUAUUGUGCAUGAUCUUGCAUCUUAUCUUUCAAAAUAUGAAGUGAAGAAUUCGGAGGCUUAUCCUGGUGUUGAUGAUUUAUCUCAUAUUCGUUAUGCAAAUCUUAGUUGUGACACAGAAAAUGCACAGGAGUUCUUCAAAACUGGGGGUAGAAAAUUACGUUCUUUGUUUUCACGUGAUUUCAUUCAUGACUCAUGGAACUUCAAAAGCUUGCGAACCCUAAGUCUGGAUGGUGCUGAUAUCAGUGAGUUGCAGGGUUCGAUCGGCAAGUUAAAACAUCUGAGAUAUCUUGAUGUAUCGCGGACUCAUAUCACGGCAUUACCCGAUUCCAUCACUAAUCUCUACAACUUACAAACUUUAAGACUUGUUGAGUGCAGAUCACUUCAAGCACUUCCUAGAAGAAUGAGAGAUUUAGUCAAUCUGAGACAUAUCCAUGUUACUUUUCAUCACCAGAUGCCAGCUGAUGUGGGAUGCUUCUCUUUUCUUCAAACAUUGCCAUUCUUUAUUGUGUGUCAAGAUAGGGGCCAAAAAGUUCAAGAGCUGGAGUCCUUAAAUGAACUAAGUGGGAGAUUGUCAAUAUACAAUCUGGAGCAGGUGAGAGACAGAGAUGAGGCUGCCAAAGCAAACUUGCGUGAAAAAAAGGGAAUAUGCAUGAUGGAAUUUGUAUGGAGUCCAGAAAGAGAGAAUUUUGACAAUGAUGAUGACGUGAUUGAAGGUCUGCUUCCUCACCAAAACAUCAAAAGCCUGAAGAUUGAGAAUUAUGGGGGUAAAAAAUUCCCAUCAUGGCUGCUGCUGAGAACUCCCGGUACUGGUGAUUCUUUUCCACUAAAAAAUUUGGUGAAUCUGAAAUUGUUACACUGCAAGAGAACAGAAGAAUUGCCAACGCUUGGACUUCUUCGUCGCCUUAAAGUUCUGGAGAUUAUUGGAAUGAAUACCAUACGAUGUAUAGGCAUGGAGUUUUACAUAAAUGAGGGAGAAAGCAGGAGGGAAACAAUGCCACUGUUUCCGGAAUUAAAAAAGUUAUCUCUACAGUGUAUGGAGAAUCUAGUUGAAUGGAGAGCACCGGCAUUAGGUGGAGGAAGUGACAUGAUUGUAUUUCCUUACCUUGAAGAGUUGUCCAUUAUGCGUUGUCCGCGAUUGAACAGCAUUCCAAUAAGCCAUCUUUCAGCACUUGCACAACUUGAGAUCUGCUUUUGCGGUGAGUUGAGUUAUUUAUCUGACGACUUCCAUUCAUUCACAUCUCUUGAAAAUUUAAGAAUAGAAGUUUGUCCCAAUCUGGAGGCCAUUCCAAGUUUGAAGAAUCUGAAGUCCCUUAAAAGAUUAGCCAUUCAACGAUGUCAGAAAUUAACAGCUCUUCCAUCUGGGCUGCAAUCCUGCACAUCGUUGGAGCAUUUAUGUAUACGAUGGUGCGUAGAGCUAACCUCAAUUCCUGAUGAAUUGCGAGAGUUGCGCUCCCUACUUCAUUUAGAAGUCACAAAAUGUCCAAGCUUGAACUACUUUCCCGAGGAUAGCUUAUGCUGCCUCACCAGAUUGAAGCAGUUGACGGUUGGUCCUUUCUCUGAGAAGUUGAAGACUUUCCCUGGUCUGAAUUCAAUCCAACAUCUCUCGUCCCUUGAAGAGGUAGUAAUAUCUGGUUGGGAUAAACUCACGUCCUUACCAGAUCAACUUCAAUACAUCACUUCCCUGAAAUCUCUGUAUAUACGGCGUUUCAACGGAAUGAAAGCUUUGCCAGAAUGGUUAGGCAGCCUCAAAUGUCUCAAGCAGCUUGGGAUUUGGAGAUGCAAGAAUCUGAGCUAUCUACCUACAUCCAUGCAACAACUCUUUCUAGCAGAGAGGCUAGAGGUCAUUGACUGUCCCCUUCUAAAGGAAAAUGGCGCCAAGGGGGGUGGUUCCGAGUGAUCCAGAACUUCUCACGUCCUAGGAUCAGUUCCUCUUAUCACAAGCAGUUUAAAUAAUUAUACAUAUGGAAGGGCUUUAGGAUUGCAUCUUGUAAGCUCGGUGCUAAAAUGAAAUCCAAUUUCUCGUUGAAACUUGAGCUAGGACAGGAUGUUGACCAUGAGCGGAUGACAUGCUGAUGAGUCUUGAUGGGUGUAUAAAUAAAUGCUAGGAGAUCAUUCAAAGUAGAAAAGAGCGCAAGAAAGCCUUGGCAAAAAGUCAGCAGCAGAGUUCCCUUCUUGAAACCCACGACACUGCUUCACCGACGAUUCUCUACAAGACAUCUAAUAACUUGAACAAUCCCCCGCAUGAAACUAGUCAUAGCGUCAGACCUGGUUAUCAACAACAAAGUUUCUAAGGAAUCAGAUUGUAAUAUCACAUUUUUUUUCGAGUUAUGCUGGUUCACUUUCCAUUUUUCCCCAUUUCUCUAGCUGAUUUCUGUACAGUUUUUUCUAUUUUACUUUCCACUUUUUAAAUUGUGUACUUGUAAACAAUAUCCAAGUCAUAUAUUCAUCCAACUUUAAGGGUUA
Populus nigra (black poplar) is the source of this 4025-nucleotide messenger RNA. Its product is annotated as putative disease resistance protein RGA4. Gene Ontology annotation, biological process: defense response to other organism. The record is from RefSeq and is a predicted model, not a curated record. Bases 82 to 3459 code for a protein of 1125 amino acids. Gene Ontology annotation, molecular function: ADP binding. The transcript is spliced from 4 exons. Lineage: Eukaryota; Viridiplantae; Streptophyta; Magnoliopsida; Malpighiales; Salicaceae.